AUGCAGAUCAAAAACAUUUUCAUGGCCAUCAGCGCCGCUACAGCCCUUCUCCCGACCGUCUACGCAACCGAGGCGGCCACUGGGCCCGGUGCUGUCGUCAAGGCGAAAUGCCCGUAUAGUUAUUUCAUGCCUAAGGAUGGCAAGUGGGAAAAAGUUAGCGAAGGCGAAGCGGAUGCGGACAGCGAGACAAGGAUCGUACACGCCAUGGUGAAAUUUGCGGCCGACUGCAAAAUAACCAACGACUCGAAGUGGGUGGUGGUCAGGAAUGGACAUGUCAACUCGGUAUGA
Molecule: messenger RNA, 288 nt
Organism: Pyricularia pennisetigena
Lineage: Eukaryota; Fungi; Ascomycota; Sordariomycetes; Magnaporthales; Pyriculariaceae
Exons: 1
Coding region: 1-288 (95 amino acids)
Source: RefSeq, a predicted model, not a curated record